Molecule: messenger RNA, 888 nt
Organism: Mercurialis annua (annual mercury)
Lineage: Eukaryota; Viridiplantae; Streptophyta; Magnoliopsida; Malpighiales; Euphorbiaceae
Exons: 4
Coding region: 1-888 (295 amino acids)
Source: RefSeq, a predicted model, not a curated record
AUGGUUGACAGAUUCCCUAAUGUUAAUAUAAAAGAUUCUGAGGUCCCAAAAUCUACUGUUGUUUGCAAGCUAUGGAGGAGGGAUAGAUGGCGCUUACCUGACCCUAUGGAUGAGGUGACUCAAGAAGCGUGGGACUAUGUGAGUAACAAUUACAGUAUUUCGAAUUAUGAAGAUAAAGUCUAUUGGGUGCCUAGCAAGAGUGGUUCUUUCUCUGUUAAUAGCUUGUGGAGGAAUCUUAACCCCAGUCUUCCUAAAGUCCCUUGGGCCUCCCUGGUUUGGUUCUCUGGGUCUAUUCCUAGACAUUCUUUUAUUCUGUGGCUGUGUUUGAAAAAAAGAUUGCUCACGAAGGAUAAACUUAUGGCUUGGAAUGUUGUUUCUUCUGACAGUUGCAGUUUAUGUGGUUCUCACCCUGAGAAUUUGGAGCAUUUGUUCUUUGCUUGUGGCUACUCUCAGAAUAUUUGGUCCAAUGUCCUUUUUAUCCUGGGCCUUAAUAGGCAUAGCUUUUCUUGGAAUAGAGAAGUUAGUUUUUUUAUAAAAAGAUCUGCAGGCAAAUCUUUGGUGUCAAAAAUCAGGAAGCUUUGGUUCUCAGCUGCUGUCUAUUUUAUCUGGAAGGCAAGGAAUGAUGCCAUUUUCAAUCAGUUUUUAGCUCCUGCUGAUCAAGUUUUUAAGAAUAUCAAUUUUACUGUCGCUGCUAGAAUAAACAAUCAUACUAGUCUCUACUUUGCUUUGGUUUUAGGCCUUGGUUGUGUUCUGGCUGUUGCCAAGAUUUUGGGUGGAAAAUGGAGCAAAACAGAGGAAAUUGAUCCUCGUGUAUGCACAAUACGCGACACGCCGAUCUCCCGCUCGAACCGUUUCAAGACAACCUUGGUAGCUUCGAAAGAGGCGUGA